UCCUCUUCUCGCAUUACGGCGGUCCAUGCUUCUUCGUAGCGCAGCAUCAGCACUGCUGAGGACCAGCACUGAGAUUUCCUCCUUCUGUCCGGUGUCCACGGUCCGGUUUGUUCGGCAGUUGCUCCGCUACCCGCCCAGAAACAGGCCGUUUUCAACGUCGGUCUGCUUGUGUAAGAAGAAGAAGAAAAGCCUGUGGCUGCAGCUGGCGGAAGGACAAACCAUGGACGGCAACAUUGAGGAGAUUCUCGCCCCUUUGAGGCUUGCAGUCAAAGAACAGGGGGACCUGGUUCGUCAAAUGAAACAGGAUGGUGUCCCUGAUGUCGAUGUUACUAGAGCAGUGGCUGAACUGAAAGCAAGGAAGAGAACUCUGGAGGCCAAGGAACUGGCAUUACAACCCAAAGAUGACAUCGUUGACAGAACCAAGAUGGAGGAUACCCUCAAAAGGCGAUUCUUCUACGACCAGGCCUUUGCCAUCUAUGGAGGUGUGAGCGGCCUGUAUGACUUCGGCCCUGUGGGCUGUGCCUUGAAGAACAACAUCCUGCAGGCCUGGAGGAAGCACUUCAUCCAGGAGGAGCAGAUCCUGGAGAUUGACUGCACCAUGCUGACCCCCGAGCCUGUCCUCAAGACGUCAGGACAUGUGGAGAAAUUUGCUGACUACAUGGUAAAAGAUGUCAAGAAUGGUGAAUGCUUCAGGGCUGACCACCUCCUCAAAGCCCAUCUCCAGAAGCUGAUGUCUGAUAAGAAAUGUGCAGCAGAGAAGAAGGCUGAGAUGGAGGAGGUCGUCACUCAGAUGGACAAUUACACCCAGCAAGAACUGACUGAUCUGUUUGUGAAAUACAACGUCAAGUCACCCACUACAGGAAAUGACCUCACGCCUCCUAUUUCCUUCAACCUGAUGUUUCAGACGUCCAUUGGACCAGGGGGGAACAUGCCAGGCUAUCUGAGGCCUGAAACAGCUCAGGGAAUCUUCCUCAACUUCAAGCGUCUUCUGGAGUUUAACCAGGGAAAACUGCCCUUUGCCGCUGCUCAGAUAGGAAACUCCUUCAGGAACGAAAUCUCUCCUCGCUCUGGACUCAUCCGUGUGCGAGAGUUCACCAUGGCUGAGAUUGAGCACUUUGUGGAUCCCAAUGAGAAGGUCCACCCCAAAUUCUCUAGUGUAGCUGACCUGGACAUCAUUUUAUACUCCUCUAAGGCCCAGACCAGUGGACAGUCUGCACAAAUCAUGAGGCUGGGAGAUGCUGUGGAGCAGGGAGUGAUCAAUAACUCCGUCCUGGGAUAUUUCAUCGGGAGGAUCUACCUCUACCUUACUAAAGUUGGUAUCGCCAAAGACAAGCUGCGUUUCCGGCAGCACAUGGACAACGAGAUGGCUCACUACGCCUGUGACUGCUGGGACGCUGAAGCCAAAACCUCCUAUGGCUGGAUCGAGAUUGUGGGGUGUGCUGACAGGUCUUGCUUUGAUCUGCUAUGCCAUGCACGAGCUACUAAGGUCCCUCUGGUUGCUGAGAAGCCUCUUAAAGAACCCAAAGUUGUAAAUGUCGUCCAGUUUGAGCCCAACAAAGGAGCCAUUGGAAAAGCGUAUAAGAAGGAUGCCAAGAUAGCCAUGGAGUAUCUGUCCGUGUGUGACGAGUGCUUCAUUACAGAGCAGGAGCAGCUACUUAACGAGUCUGGAGAGUUCACCAUCGAGACGGAGGGCAAGACGUUCAAACUCACAAAGGACAUGGUCAGUGUGAAGCGUUUCCAGAAGACUCUGCACGUGGAAGAAGUCGUUCCAAAUGUAAUCGAGCCCUCCUUUGGCAUCGGUAGGAUCAUGUACACCAUCUUCGAGCACACAUUCCACAUCAGAGAAGGUGACGAACAAAGAACGUACUUUAGCUUCCCUGCUACUGUAGCUCCAUACAAAUGUUCCGUCCUGCCUCUGAGUCAAAACCAGGAAUUCGUUCCCUUUGUGAAGGAAUUAUCCGAGGCCAUGACUAAGAAUGGUGUGUCUCACAAGGUGGACGACUCCUCAGGAUCCAUCGGGAGGCGCUACGCCAGGACCGAUGAAAUCGGAGUGGCGUUUGGCAUCACCAUCGACUUCGACACAGUGAACAAGACGCCACACACAGCCACUCUGAGAGACCGAGACUCAAUGAGGCAGAUCAGGGCCGAGGUCAGUGAGUUGCCUGUGAUUGUUCGGGAUUUGGCCAACGGCACAUUGACCUGGGCUGAAGUGGAGAGCAAGUACCCCAUCUUUGAAGGACAAGAGACCAGCAAGAAGGACACGGUUGAAGAGUAAAAACUCACUCGUCUGCCAGCCACUCCGUGAAAAUCCACAGACUUGUUGCGUAUGCAUCACCAGGAAAGAAAAUAUUGCAACUGUAUUGUAAUAAGCUAUAGUGGUGCACCGAGCCCUCCUUCUGUUCUCCACCACUGCAAUCACUAAAAAUGUCAUGUAUUCAUCAUAUCUAACAGUUGUGGAAAAGCUUGCACAGGACUGUUGUUUCUUUCGAUGAGCAACAUUUCAUCCAUGUAUGACCAUGUCGAUGUUUUAAAAGGGAGAAAAUGUAAUCAGGUUGUUUUGAGUCGUCAGUGGAAGGAGGCGUCCACCAUUCCAGUUUUCAGGCAGAUUGGAUUGAGAUAUUUAACAAUUUCAAUAAAAACAGCCAGCACUUACUGGACACAGA
This is a messenger RNA of Seriola aureovittata, 2663 nucleotides long. RefSeq names its product glycine--tRNA ligase-like. Gene Ontology annotation, cellular component: cytoplasm; mitochondrion. The transcript is spliced from 17 exons. Gene Ontology annotation, biological process: mitochondrial glycyl-tRNA aminoacylation. The record is from RefSeq and is a predicted model, not a curated record. The coding region runs from base 26 to 2275 and encodes 749 amino acids. Gene Ontology annotation, molecular function: ATP binding; glycine-tRNA ligase activity. Lineage: Eukaryota; Metazoa; Chordata; Actinopteri; Carangiformes; Carangidae.